AUGGACAAUUGGCCGCCCCUCGAUGCUGACACUGCAUUUCCCAAUGCCUUGGAUCUCGCAGAUAGCCUAGACCAGACGCUUCUCGACGAACUCUUCCGCAACGAUGCCAACGUGGAGAAACCGUUAGCUACCCAACCUCAGGAGCCUCAGCCUAAGUUCUCUAGCGGAGAUAUCGGACCUCAGCUGAACGCUCCGGCAACUCUGAGCAACGGAAACAUGGACACCGUCGUCAAUCCAGCCUUUGGGGCAGCCGCCGCCAGCCAGAACAGCCUGAUGUCUUCCCCUUGGGACUCCGAUUUCCAACAAGGCUACAACAACGCAUUCGUGGUCGACGCAAACCUUUGGGCUAGUGCGCCCUUCGGGGCAGACCUUUCGAUCCAUUCGGAUGUCGCCUGGGGGCUGCCUGCAUGGGCUACGCCCCUCGGUGCCCUUGGGGCGCAUAUUCCACCCAAUCCCCCCGCAGAGCCUGGUCCUGGGGCUGCAAGUACCCCAGCCAGGGCGGGGUAA
Molecule: messenger RNA, 507 nt
Organism: Lasiodiplodia theobromae
Lineage: Eukaryota; Fungi; Ascomycota; Dothideomycetes; Botryosphaeriales; Botryosphaeriaceae
Exons: 1
Coding region: 1-507 (168 amino acids)
Source: RefSeq, a predicted model, not a curated record